GAGAAGGCAGGGCAAAUUCCAGCCAUUCAAAAGGCUGUUUGGUAAAAAGAGAAGGAAAGAUUCCGGAACAGUCUUGGUGGAGGCACAGCUCAAAACCAGUCAGUCCACAGGAGAUGUUUGCAAUGGGGGCCUGUCAGAGGAUGACAAAAACAACAAACAUUUAAGGUCGCUAAACAACAUGGGUACUCGUGCGUUUUCACAUGACAGUAUUUUUAUCCUAGAAGGUCCAGAGGAAGACAGGAGUUCUGAGCAAGCCAUGUCGCAAGAAAACGUUACUGACAAAGUCAAAAGCCUCCAGAGACAAAUAGCCCACAAUAUAAAAUUUGGCCAGAAACCAAUAUCUGCCUCUGUAAGAAAUACAGAAGAUGGUGGAGGGAGUUCUGAGGAUGAGGAGCUACCAAGAAAUCCCGUUCAGGUCUUUGCACAGAUGGAAGCGAAGCCUUCAGAUUCAGGAACACAGCCCAUUGAUCUGCCCAAACACAGUCUUUUAUCCAAAGCAGAUAUAGGCAGUGGUGAAGAAAAGCAGGCUACUCCAGUCAAAUCUCUGAGGCCAAAACGAACAUUUUCAGCAGCAGGCACAAUUGAAUCUAUUAACCUUGAUGCAGUCCCUCUUUCUGGAUCCCGUCUGGAUAACACUGCUGCUAAACACAAACUAUCCAUAAAGCCAAAAAAACAGAGGGCAUCCAAGAAACACCAGAGACUAACACUGGACCAACAAGAUGUUGUCCUUCUUGAGUUAGAGGAGGCAAAAGGUAAACAGCAUGCAAAAGUAAAAAGUAAACAGGAAGAAUACAAGCAUAAUCAAUCCAAGGAACAAAAGAGAUACAAUGAAGAACACGAGCAAUCCAAGGAACAAAAGAGAAACAAUGAAGAACAUGAGCUUAGAGGAUCAAAAGAGGAGAGAAAAAGACAUGAGGAACACGAGAAACUGUGUGAAUCCAAGAAACAGAAACUUAAAGAACAACAGAGUCUAAUGGAAGAAGAACAAACGCAACUUGUAGAAGUUGAAUGGGAAUUGGAUGAAAAAAGACAGUAUGAAAUUGAGGGACAGACGGCACGUGAAGCAAAAGAACAGCGUCAGAUGGAAGAAAUUAGGCUACAUGGGGAUGAAGAACUGAGGCUGCGUGAAAUAGAGACUCAGAGGCAACGUGAGGCUGAAGAACUGAGGCUGCAUGAAAUAGAGAAACAGAGGCAACGUGAGGCUGAAGAACUGAGGCUACGUGAAAUAGAGACACAGAAGCAAUGUGAGGCUGAAGAACUGAGGCUGCGUGAAAUAGAGGCACAGAGCCAACGUGAGACUGAAGAACUGAGGCUACGUGAAAUAGAGACACAGAGGCAACGUGAGGCUGAAGAACUGAGGCUGCAUGAAAUAGAGGCACAGAGCCAACGUGAGACUGAAGAACUGAGGCUACGUGAAAUAGAGACACAGAGGCAACGUGAGGCUGAAGAACUGAGGCUGCGUGAAAUAGAGGCACAGAGGCAACGUGAGGCUGAAGAACUGAGACUGCGUGAAAUAGAGGUACAGAGGCAACGUGAGGCUGAAGAACUGAGGCUGCGUGAAAUAGAGGUACAGAGGCAACGUGAGGCUGAAGAACUGAGGCUGCAUGAAAUAGAGGCACAGAGGCGGCGUGAGAUGGAAGAAAGAAAGCAACGUGAGAGGGAAGAACAGGAGCUGCGUGAAAUAGAAGAACAGCAGCAAUGCAAAGCUGAAGAAAAGAGGCAACUUGAAGCUGAGAAGCAGAAGCUUAGAGAAAUUGAAGAAGUCCAACUUCAAGAGCUUGAAAGAAAAAAGAAACAGGAAGAACAAAUAGCAGAGGAACAGAAGAAGAAAGAAGAAAAGGAAAAGCAAGAAGAACUAAAACAACAAGAUAUUGAAGAAAUAAGAAAACACAAUAAAGAAGAGGAAGAGAAAAACAAUGAAGCAAAGAGACAAAAGCAAGAGGAUUUAAAAAAAAAUCUUAAUCCUCAAGAACAGGAAAAAUUAGGAGAGGAACUUAGGUGGCAGGAAAUGGAGGAGAGGCAGACCAUGCCAAGACCUUUCACAUUUAAAGUAUCCUCUGGAGAAAAGCAAAUUAUAUUUCAGAAGGUUAACCUAUCACCAGUAACACCAUUAAACCAGCUAGCCAGUCCACCAGGUACAGAGUCAAAGUCUUCUCCAAAAGCAAAUAAAGGUUCUCAUUCCUUACCAUCUUCAUUGUAUGUUCCUCACACAGCUAUUUUGGUAACAGGAGCCCAGCUGUGUGGCACAGCGGUGAAUUUGAACCAGAUUAAGGAUACAGCAUGUAAGUCUUUACUUGGUUUAGCUGAAGACAAGAAAGCCAGGGAUAUACCCCCAGUUGAACGUGUAAAUAAAUAUUCUCCUGAAGGAAAACCUAGAAUUAGAACAAGAUCCACCCACGGGCCAACAGAUAACCAGUCGAGUGCUGCAGUAUUAGCAGAGUGGGCCACUAUCAGGUCUAAGAUCCUUAAAAGUGCAGGAAAUGGAAAGGAGUCUGAGAGAGAAGUAAGACAUCAUGGUAGACUUAGUGAUGACUACACUCAAAAAGGGGUUACUGGUUUACACAGCAACCUUAGGAAAACUAUGUCUGCAAAUGCAAAGUUCUCUAUUACACCUGCAUGGCAGAAGUUUUCAGACGGCUCCAAAACUAGUGCAAACAUAAGUACAAAGCCUGAACUAGAAAAAGAAAUAGGGGCUUUAUCUUUAGCACUGGAUUCAGCUGAAUCUCCCCUGUUAGGUGCUAAAACUAACGACAGUGGAACCCAAGACAAAGUUGUGAAGUCAGUAAGGAUAGUGGAUAGCACCAAAGGUUGUGUAUUUGCCAAAGAUCUUCCAUCUUUUCUGGUCCCGAGCCCUCCUCACAUUUCAGACAAGGGACGUUUGUUGUCCGAACCCCGCAGCCCUCUGGAGAAUCAAGAUGUAGCCAAUCCUCUGAAAAAAGUCGAAGGAACUGACAAAAAGGGACAGAAUAUUAAUGAGAAACCUUCUCCCUUUGGCAUCAAGUUGAGAAGGACAAACUACUCUCUUAGGUUUCACAGUGAACAGCCAGCAGAUCAAAAAAAAAAGAAAAGAUACAGUGCUGGAGACAGUUUUGAAGGUAUCCCAACUCCUCUCAUCCCAUUUGGUCAUGAAAGAGACAUACCUGUGUUUUGCAAUAAACAUAGUCCACCUUCCAUACCAUCAGUCAGAGAAACAAUGGACAACAGUGCCACCAAUGUUCCACAAAAUGCAGCAGUACCAAAGUUGACACCAACUAAAAGUAGCAUUCCAGUAUUAUGCAGUGAAAGUGAAAAGCUUCCCUCGAAAUCCCCUCUUUACCAGAAACCAUUUCUCACCCCCAAACCUGUCCUUGAUACCCGGCCAUCUACUCUCCUUGCUAAAAUGGACAAAUGCAGUUUUGGUGGGACUGUAGCUCAAAGGACUACAAAAGAUUUAGCUGAAGAACAGAAAACGGAAGAAAUUAAGGCUGACGUCUCGCAAAAGAGCCACCAUGAUGAGGAAGAGAUGAAGGAAAAAAGGUUGUUCUUCCCAUCCAUUAACAUACCUUGGAGAGAAAAAACAGACAGGAAAACAGAGCUAAUCAGGAGAGAAAAGCCCAGUCUUUAUAGCAGGCAUUCACUCGAUGGCUGCAAUGCGACAGAGAAAAGAGAUUCACCGCAGCCCCUGUGGAUCACCCUGGCCCUGCAGAAACAGAAGGGCUUCAGAGAGCAGCAGUCCACUCGAGAGGAGAGAAAGCAGGUGAAAGAGGCCAGGCUGGUCGAAAACCAAUUAAAAGACAGUAGCGGGGUUAUUAGUCCAACUGUUAAAAAAGGAGGCAGUUAUAAUCAAGGAUUGCAGGAACCUCCAGUUCAGGAUGAAGAAAAGAAACCUGACACUAUUUUAACCAGAUUUGAACGUAGGGAACAAUUGAAAAAGUCCAACACACUUCCUAAUUCUGUUACAGUUGAAAUUUCAGACUCAACUUCCUUGGCCCCAUCAGUGAAAGAAGUUACCAAGAGAUUUCCGAGCUCAGAUUCAGCUCAAGUGUCAACAGAACCUGCUUGGCUGGCCCUGGCCAAGAGGAAAGCAAAGGCUUGGAGUGAUUGUCCUCAGAUUAUCAAAUAGCAAAGUCUCACACACAGUACCUGCCAUAUCACUGUUGCUUGUUUACUACUUUUCUACAGUUUUAUUGUGUUACUUUUACAUACUAGGGAUCAAAUCCAUGGUUGACCACACCUCACAGUCAAACAUAACAUUGCGCUGGGGCUGCAGCUUGCAUCCUACUCUGUAAUACGGAGUGUAUGGACUGACUUUGUAUGUUUGUAUGGGUAUCAGCUGCCAUUUUCAGCCAAACAGCAACUGGGCCAAACCUGUGUCUUAUGAAACGAUCUUCUCUUAUUUUAAAGAAGUACAUGAACAAAGCAUGUCUUGAAAGGCCCAGUGUCCAAAAGCUUGAACAACGGUGAUAUGUUUCUACUAGUUUUUGAUAUGUCUGCUUGAUUCUUUAGCUGCAAUAAACCAGAAGGCAGCAAUGUCUUAAGGGCUAGCAUUGCACAAAGAAAAUACCCAUUAUCUAAUGAAGGGAGGCCUCGCCAUCCCAGCACGUCAUCCUAUAAUAAACUGAUGGAGUCAUUUUCCACAAGUGUGCAAAUGUGAAUAGAAAUGAAGCAAAGUGGUGGUUCAGACAGGGAACUCACUUUUAAUCAGUCAAUCAAAUCAAGUUUAUUAAGCAUUGAUAACCAGACAAUUGUCAAUCGAAAUAGCAGUACCUUAUAGCUAACAAUGUAAUCACUUGUACAAUGAUUGUCAGGGAAAGGAUUCAGAUCUUACCUGAUCCAUUACCUCCCUGCUGCGAGUUACAGUUUGCCUCCUCCUCCCCAGCCUACACCUGUUUUUUGGCUUCAUCAAAAGGGGAUGAUGAAGUCAGCCUGUCCACUUAUCAGCGGAAAAAUAUAUGGGCAGGGGUUCCCUGAGGCGAGGCCAAAGAUGUAUUAUAUGUUAAAUUUGUUAUCCUAGAACGUGUAAUAUGCAUAAGUGUUAGCGUGUCUAAUCUGGAAAAAUAUUUUAUCUAUCAUAUGACUUCCCUGACUAAAUUGUUCUUCUGUUGAAUGUUGAGUCAUAAAGAUUUUCUUCAGACAUUUUUUUUUAAAUUACAGAACUGCUCAGACAAUUGACACACAGAUCUUUGUUAACAUUUUAUUGACUGUCACAGUACAAAAUACUAGUGAUUUAAACCACUUGUUUUAUUACAGAGCUUAAAGAAAUAGAUACGUAUAUGAGGUGUGUGCAAAAAGCAUUUUACAUGUAUUUGUUUCAAGACUCACAUUCAUUGUAAAUAGAAUACUUUUAAACAUUCUUGGUUUUGUUUGGUAUUAGUGAUUUCCAGUGACCUCUGAUAAGAAAGCUAAUAUCUAGUCAGACAAUAUGUAAACUUUUUGUUUUUAACAUGUCACAUAAGUUCAGCACUAUGAGAGUUGCACUAAAACACAAAAGUCUAAUUGUACUGUGGUUUAUGUUAUGCUUAACAAUACACUUGCACCAUAAUGUAUUUAAUGUUCAUCUUUUUUUAAACUAAAAUAAUUACAGAAAAUAUCCUAUUGCUGCUUAACAGCACAAGUCAAUGGUAUGUUUUAUUCUAUGUUAGCCUUGGAACACAGUCACUUAAUGAGAUCAUUGCAAGCAGAUUAUAUGUUCAUCACUACGUUAGCUGCUUGUGCUAUGUAAAAAGUAACAAGUUAUAUAAAACCAUAGAUGUAUGUAUAAAGGUAAUUUUGUAGUUGUAGUUUUAUUUAAUUUUUAAAUUGUUCCA
This is a messenger RNA of Polyodon spathula (Mississippi paddlefish), 5786 nucleotides long. Its product is annotated as capping protein inhibiting regulator of actin dynamics-like. Bases 179 to 4102 code for a protein of 1307 amino acids. Gene Ontology annotation, biological process: maintenance of gastrointestinal epithelium; negative regulation of barbed-end actin filament capping. The transcript is spliced from 9 exons. The record is from RefSeq and is a predicted model, not a curated record. NCBI's taxonomy places the organism in Eukaryota, Metazoa, Chordata, Actinopteri, Acipenseriformes, Polyodontidae.